AUGUCAGUCCAGGUUAAGAACAAACAUGCCGCAAGCUCGAAACCCGUCAAGGACGCCGAAUCACUGAGCCGCCCAAAGAAGCGGAAACGCGACACCGAAAGUAUUGAGACCUCCAAAAAGAAGAAAAAACAGCGGACAGAGGAUGUCACGGAAAGUCCAGCUAGGGUAGCCAAGCAAUCUACCGAGAAGAAGGACAAGAAAAGGAAGAAACAGAAGUCCAAGGAUAGGGGAGAUGCCGCUGCAGGGACGGUAGGAGAGGCAGAAGAGGCGCCCGCGCCGCAAGACAUUGAAUUAGCAGACGCAGAUACUGCUGAAGAAGACAAAGAGCCAGACAUAGAGACAGACACUGUCGAGGAUGGUUUCGAAGCAGUGCACGAGGAACACGAUCAACUCAAUCUGCUGGAAUCCGAAGAUCCUUGCUCUUUUUACUCGACCCGCCUAUCCCUCUACCUCUCGAUACCUGCGGUCUCACUUGAAGCCAGCUCGUCAUCGGUUCUUGCUGUGCACCUCGCACCAUUACUUCUGACAUACUUUCCUCCAGCGCAAGGAAUUGUCCUGGGGUUCUCUGACCCUGUCUUGUCCGCGAAACCUGACUCUGACAUCAAUCUCCCUCUCUUACCUCCCCAAAAUGGCGAAAUGGAGCCGCAGGCCGAAGUUCUUGCAGUAACAGCCGAUGAGUUGGGAGUGUGCUGGGUCUGGCUUACUGCUACCUUCCUUGUGUUUCGACCUGAAAGAGGUGACGAGUUGUAUGGAUGGACGAAUGUCACAUCAGAAGGCUUCGUGGGCCUGGUGAGCUACAAUUACUUCCAGACAGCCAUCGGCAAGGCUCGAAUCCCUGCAGAGUGGAAAUGGAACGGGCCGAGCAGGGAACAGGUGCAGAAAAACAGGAAAAAGGGUAGGAAAGGCCGGUUACGUGACGAGAAGGGCUUGGAUGACGGCGAGGAACACAGUACACUGGAGACUGCAACAACAACGGUGGAGACUCCAUCCUCGCAAGCCCUUCUGGCCGAGGGUGGCGGAUACUUUGCAGACGCCAGUGGGACGAAGAUCACGUCGACGCUGAAAUUCCGCGUGGCGAACACAGAAAUAGUUCCCGCGCAUGACAGGCACAAGUGGUCGUUGCAGAUUGACGGCACUCUCCUAGACGAUGAGGCUGAGCGCAAGGUGCUGGAGGAAGAACGAGCAAAAUUCGAGCGUGCACAGGAAAGCGGUCGCCUCAAGUCGCCCGGAGAAGAGAUGGUGGUGAUGAGUGGAGCGCUGAGAAGAUCGCCGAGCCGAGAAGGAAGUGUUGGCUCGAGGAUUUCCGGACACACGCCGGCGCGGCAUCGAGUGACUUAUUAA
Molecule: messenger RNA, 1341 nt
Organism: Cladophialophora psammophila CBS 110553
Lineage: Eukaryota; Fungi; Ascomycota; Eurotiomycetes; Chaetothyriales; Herpotrichiellaceae
Exons: 1
Coding region: 1-1341 (446 amino acids)
Biological process (GO): DNA-templated transcription initiation
Cellular component (GO): RNA polymerase I complex
Source: RefSeq, a predicted model, not a curated record